This is a messenger RNA of Rhodofomes roseus, 489 nucleotides long. RefSeq lists its product as uncharacterized. Lineage: Eukaryota; Fungi; Basidiomycota; Agaricomycetes; Polyporales; Fomitopsidaceae. Gene Ontology annotation, biological process: mitochondrial respiratory chain complex III assembly. Gene Ontology annotation, molecular function: ribosome binding. The record is from RefSeq and is a predicted model, not a curated record. Gene Ontology annotation, cellular component: Cbp3p-Cbp6 complex; mitochondrion. The transcript is spliced from 3 exons. Bases 39 to 353 code for a protein of 104 amino acids.
GACGGCCACUCUCAUCUGGUCCUCAACCACAGACCCCCAUGGCCACACUCAGCCAGGCCAGACAGCAGUUGCAACGCGUAGCCGCAAAAUGGCCAGCUGAUCCGUUUCGUCCAAACUUACAACUCAGAAAUUUCCUGGAGGCCCUGGUGAACCACCCGAGUCUCACCGCGCAGGCCGCCACGGCUGCGCGUGCGCUCCAGGAUGACCACUUCCACCGCAAGUAUCCGCUUUCAGAUAGAACUCUGAAGCCGGCUUCUAUGCCGCAGUAUUACACGCGGUUGGUCGAAGGCUACGAGAAAAGCGCGAAGGGUAUUGGCAGGCCCUGGUGGAAGAUUUUCUUCGGUAUUUGGUAGCUAAAGACGCACAGUCCUCGUUGUCUGAACGAUACAUGACCGGCCGCCCCAGCUCACGCUUGCGUAAAGACAAUACGCGUGGCAAUAUCGAGUACAACACCGCUGGUUCUUCCAUGUCGUGGAUUCCGAUCUUGGA